GAAGGGGGUCACUCGACUAUCUUGUCAAUUUAAUAGAUACUCUUUGGCAUCAUAGCAGCCAUGUCGCAAAGUGACAACCACUGUCGGAAAUACUAAACGUUUUGGUGUUGAAAAAAAGUCGGAGCAGAAUCUAUUGUGGUGAUGUUGGAGAGGAGUGAACGAGCUGACUACGGAGACGGGAGAUAUAUUAUGGAGUACGCGGACCAACACGCGGAAACCGGAUGAAUAUGGAUACUAAUUCACAUCGCAGAUAUUAGUACAUUUUAAUGAAAAGGGACUCGCUGCGGACAAUCUGAAUGAUCCGGUAGACGGAAGAGUUAAGGACCAAAAUCACAACUGUUUAUUUCAUUAGCUAGCAGGCUAGCUGGCUAGUUUCAAUGCGGGGCUGGAAUGGGGGAAGCUCGUCCGAAAUUUACUCAAUAAGGAUUUAUAUCGUGCACGGAAUAAACAUCUUGUACUCGUUGUUGUUUUGACAAAGUACGUGAUUUCCCGUGGAGAUCGUAGCGGCAACUUUAAAGAAGAAUGAUGCACCUAAACUGAACAUUAAAAGUGAUCCACCAAAAAAGACAAGAAAGUCGUACAGGCUCCCCGGUCGAGGCUCCAGGUUCCACAGACGGGGACUCGCAGGCCUGUGUCAGAGUUUGGCAUGGGGUUACUGUGCCAGCCUUGCCCCUACCAGGCGCUCUAGAUGAUGAUGAUUCCCCAGCGCAACAUGACAGAGAGGCAGUGAGGCUCGGCUAGCCCCCACCCGACCUGACGAAACUCUCAACACUCCCUUGUUCUACUCUAACUGCUGACCCCCACAUCCUGUCCCACCAUGCUGCGUUUCCUGCCUCUGAAGCUGGGUCGUCUCUACCGUUGUCUGAAGCUUCUGCUGGUGGUGGGUCUGUUUGUUAUCCUCCUGAUGAACACCCACAACCUGUUCGCCUCCUUCCAGAAGAACGAGCUGACGGACCGCCGCUUCAUCAACCUCAACAAGUGCCCCGCCUGCUUCGGCACCAGCUGGUGCAGGAAGUUCAUGAACGGCCAGGUGUCCUUUGAGACCUGGGGACGCCUGCGCUUCCUGGAUGUCUUCAACGUCAAGAACGUGUACUUCGCCCAGUACGGAGAGCCGCGCGAGGGGACGAGGCGCGUGGUGCUCAAACGCCUGGGAUCCAAUCAGGAGCUGGCGGACAUUGACCAGAAGAUCUGUAAGAGAGCUACUGGCCGCCCGCGCUGCGACCUCAUCCAGGCCAUGUACAAGACUGAGUUCGCCAGGCUGAACGGGGACGUGAGGCUGCUGACCCCUGAGGUGGUAGAGGGCUGGUCUGACCUCGUGCACUGCCCCUCUCAGAGGCUGCUGGACAGGGUGGUGCGACGUUAUGCCGAAACCAAAGACUCUGGCAGCUUCCUGCUGAAGAACCUGAAGGACACCGAGAGGAUGCAGUUACUGAUGACCCUGGCCUUCAACCCUGAGCCCCUCGUACUACAGAGUUUCCCGUCAGACGAGGGCUGGCCGUUCGCCAAGUACCUGGGAGCGUGUGGUCGCGUGGUGGCGGUGAACUACGUCGGCGAGGAGCUGUGGUCUUUCUACAAUGCUCCGUGGGACAAGAGGGUUGACCUGGCCCGACAGCUGAUGGACAUCGCUGAGCAGCUCACCAACAACGACUUUGACUUCGCCCUCUACCUGCUGGACGUGAGCUUUGAUAACUUCGCCGUGGGGCCGCGGGACGGAAAGGUCAUCGUGGUGGACGCUGAGAACGUCCUGGUGGCCGACAAGAGACUGAUCAAACAGAAUAAACCAGAGAACUAUGACGUGUGGUACGAGAGUCGCUUCGAGGACUGUGACAAAGAAGCCUGCCUGUCCUUCUCCAAGGAGUCUCUGUGUAACCGCGUCACUGUUGACCACAACUACUACGCUGUGUGUCAGAACCUGCUGUCUCGUUACGCUACGUGGCGAGGGACCACCGGCGGCCUGCUCCACGACCCCCCAGCCCACGUAGCCAAAGACGGCCAGCUGGAAGCGCUGUUGGACGAGUGUACCAACCCUAAAAAACGCUACGGACGCUUCACGGCCGCCAAGGAGCUGAGGGACUACCUCACCCAGCUAGUUUCCUCCUCCUCCUCCUCAGCCACGGCGAGGUGAUGAACAGAGCCUACACUUGGCGAUAGCCUGCAGCUCGGCGUGGCUGGUCAGGGUUUCACCCCCCCUGAUCUUGUCCCCAGGAACUUAACCCUUGACCCUCCUCGUCUCACUUCAAGUGCAGGAGAUAUCCUCACUGGUCACACAGCAGUUGGUUUGGUCUCCUUCCUGGUGGAAACCCAAACUGAUCGAUAGGAGAUGUUUAAAGGGAACUAGGAAGUCCUUCACUGCUGGUUUAUAUUAUUCCUUCUGACUUUGUUUGGUAGCUGGUGAGAAUGAGGUGCUUGGAGCUAGUGGACCAGGAGAAGGGGAUCGACAGGCCCAGAGCAGGACUGUUCUCCUAGGGGAGAGCUGAGGGAAAAGCGCCUGGCUACUCUAAUGGAGCAUGUGGUGUCUGACUCAAUGACUCCUCUCUCCUCUGUCUGUCCACCAGGACCCCUCUGUCUGUCCACCAGGACCCCUCUGUCUGUCCACCAG
Molecule: messenger RNA, 2599 nt
Organism: Oncorhynchus tshawytscha (Chinook salmon)
Lineage: Eukaryota; Metazoa; Chordata; Actinopteri; Salmoniformes; Salmonidae
Gene: dipk2ab
Product: divergent protein kinase domain 2Ab
Exons: 4
Coding region: 818-2125 (435 amino acids)
Source: RefSeq, a predicted model, not a curated record